Pimephales promelas (fathead minnow) is the source of this 4496-nucleotide messenger RNA. Its product is annotated as alpha-2-macroglobulin-like protein 1. Gene Ontology annotation, cellular component: extracellular region. Lineage: Eukaryota; Metazoa; Chordata; Actinopteri; Cypriniformes; Leuciscidae. The record is from RefSeq and is a predicted model, not a curated record. Gene Ontology annotation, molecular function: endopeptidase inhibitor activity.
UUUAAAGAGCUAUCGCCAGGCUAGAAUGACAUUGAUUUGAGCAGUAAAUAAUGGUAGAUCAGUGCAGAAGUUCUGUGGGGUUUUAAAAGCAAUUCGCACUUGACGUCUGGAAUUCGAUGAUCGCGCGUCAUGGCUGUGAAGGAGAUCUGUGUUUGGGCAGGGCUCUUUUUGGGUCUUUUUCUUGUUGCUGUUGAUGGAAAUACAGAACCGUUAUUCCUGGUGACGUUCCCUGAAGUGAUCGAGUCUGGCUCUGACGCCAAAUUGUGUGCAAUUCUUCUGAAACCCAACGAUAGUUUGACAAUGACCAUUUCUCUGCUCGAUGACAAAAACAGGACGACUCAUCUUGUGGAGCAGCGAUCUGCUUCUGCAGAGAUUUACCGCUGCUUUAGUUUCCAGGCUCCUCGAGUAGAUGGAGUAUCCGUGCAGAAGAUAAAGGUGGAAGUUCAUGGGAGAUGUUUCAAACUGGUUGAAGAGAGGAAAGUCAUGUUCAGAAGUUACCUGCCUUUGACCUUCAUCCAAACAGACAAACCCAUCUACAAUCCAGGACAAACAGUGAAUUUUAGAGUUGUUACUAUGGAUGCCACAUUUGUGCCUCUUGAUCAAAUGUAUAGUCUUGUGGUGGUGGAGGACAAUAACAAUAACCGGAUUGGUCAGUGGACAAACGUUUCCUCAACGGAUUGGAUAUUGCAGCUUUCUCACGAGUUAAACCCAGAGGCUCAGAUAGGGAAGUACACGCUAAAGGCUUUUAUUGGGGAUCGAACAAUCUCCCAUGUUUUUGAGGUGAAAAAAUACGUUUUACCAAAGUUUGAUGUGACCUUAAAAACACCACAGAUGUACAGCGUUGGAGAUGAGGGACUUAAAGUCGAAGUUUGUGGCAAAUACACAUUUGGCCAACCUGUGCCUGGUCAAGCAUUGGUGGAAGUAUGCCGUGAGCCGUUUCCAUUUGUCGUGGUUCCCGAGGUGACCCGUCUGUGCCUGAAUCAAACAGAGCAGAUGAAUGACACCGGCUGUGCCUCCCUUACCGUCAAGACAUCAGAGCUUUUCAACACAAGCUUUGAGAAUAAUCUACAAGACGCAUUUCUUGUUAACGUGAACGUCACUGAGGAGGGAACUGACUUGCUAAUCUCAAAAUCUGCAACAGUGUCCAUUACGUUUAAAGUUGGUGAAGUCACGUUUGUGGAAAUCCCAGAUUUCUUUGAGCCUGGGUCAAAGAUUAACGGAAAGAUAUCUGUGAUUCAAUUCAAUGGGACUCCAUUGGUGAGCAAAGUGGUUUAUCUCCUGGAUGGUUCCAGCUGGCCCAGCAAACUGCUGUUGAAUCUGACCACAAACCAGGACGGACUGGCCACGUUCUCACUCAACACUACUAGUCUUCCUAAAGCUGCUCUUACUCUAGUGGCAAGUGUGACUCUAGAAGUAGUUUAUGGUUACAAAUCACCAUACUUCACUACAGGUACAAGGGUUGUUCUUGUUCUUCAACCUGCUACUCCCUACAGUCCAAUGUUUAGUGAACUGACUAUAGUGAAGCUCAAGCAGCCGCUCAAAUGUGGUGCUGAGUUUCCAGUGACGGUCACGUAUUCUUUUGUUGGAGAAACUGGUGACUACAGCACUGAUAUCAUCUAUAUGGUCAUGUCCAAAGGAGUGAUCAUCUUCCAUGGAUUUCAAAGGGUUAAAGCGAGAGCUUUUGAUAUGGUCACAAACGGUACGAUUUUAUUCAGACUGUUUGUCUGUGUCGAUAUGUCUCCAGCAGUGCAGAUUCUGGUCUUCUGCAUUCUGCCCAGUGAGAAUGUAGUUGCUGCUAGUGCGUCCUUUGAGACGGAAAUGUGUUUCCAAAACAAGGUGUCUCUAAAGUUCUCUCCUGCUACGGCCGUUCCUGCUGAGGAAAAUAUUUUGACGGUCUCUGCUGAAGCAGGAUCUCUGUGUGGCAUCAGUGCUGUAGACCAGAGCAUCCGGAUCUUGGAGCCAGGAAGACGUCUGAGUGCUGAAAUGGUAUUCAACUUGUUCCUGGUUCAAUCAUUCUCAGAUCAUUAUCCAUAUGAAGUUGAGGAUGAACAGGAGUGUCUGAACGUUCGGCCCCGUCGAGAUGUUCCUCCAGCCAAUGCCUACAGAAUCUUCAAGAGUGUGGGGUUGAAGAUUGCAUCAAAUCUGCCUGUCCGAGAUCCUCAGUGCCUGAAGUACAGAAACCUGAACUACUAUCGCAACUUCCGUGAUGCUUUUCAAGAACCUGAAUUGCCUCCUGAUCAAAUAGUAGAAAGUGCUGGACGUGACGCUUCCUUUUUUGACGUGACCGUCCGGACUUACUUUCCAGAAACCUGGAUCUGGCAGCUUGCUCAAGUGGGAGACACUGGAUCCACACAACUUCCUCUCACUGUUCCUGACACAAUCACCACAUGGGAGACCGAGGCGUUCUGCCUGUCCUCUAAAGGUUUUGGUCUGGCUCCUCCUGCUCUGCUGACGGUCUUCCAGCCCUUCUUCCUGGAGCUCUCCCUGCCGUACUCCAUCGUCCGUGGAGAGUCUUUUGAUCUGAAGGCCACGGUCUUCAACUAUCAAUCCAAGUGCAUCAUGGUUAAAGUAACUCCAGCUUCAUCCAUGGACUUCAUACUUAAACCAUAUCCUGAUCCAUAUUCAUCCUGUCUUUGUGCCAAUGGGAGAAAGACCUUCAAAUGGGUUCUCUCAGCUUCUGUUCUCGGAGCCGUCAAUGUGACUGUCCGUGCUUCAGCUGAACCAUCCCGGACUCUAUGUGGCACUGAGGUCGUGACUGUGCCGACGAGAGGACGCAUUGACGUAGUCACUCGAAGUCUACUUGUCCUGCCUGAAGGAGUUGAAAGCACAAACACCCAGAGUUGGUUACUGUGUCCAAAGGGAAACGUUCUUUAUGAAAACGUGACUCUGACAUUUCCAACAAACGUGGUUCAAGGAUCUGACAGAUGCUCAGUUUCAGUCCUUGGGGACAUAAUGGGUCGUGCACUGAAGAAUCUAGACGGGUUAUUACAGAUGCCAUCUGGCUGUGGAGAACAGAAUAUGAUCAUGCUUGCUCCCAAUAUUUACAUCCUACUGUACCUGAAGGUCACAGGGCAACUCACCGCAGCCAUCCGAGAGACAGCCACAGGCUUCCUUCAGAGCGGAUACCAAGGACAGCUAAACUACAGACACACUGACGGAUCAUACAGCACAUUUGGUUAUGAUGCAUCCAAUACAUGGUUGACUGCCUUUGUCAUGAGGACUUUUGGUCUAGCGACGCGCUUUGUCUUCAUUGAUCCGAAUGUCCUUCAGAGUGCAAAGGACUGGAUAAUUAGCCAACAGGUUUCAGACGGCUGUUUCACGCAACAGGGCACUCUGUACCACAAUGAAAUGAAGGGUGGAGUUGGUGAUGGUGUGACCAUGACUGCCUACAUUGUUGCAUCGCUGCUUGAACUAGGUGUCCCUGCCACGGAUCCUGUAAUUACCAACGGUCUGUCAUGCUUGAGGCCUGUCAUUGGGAACCUGGGAAACACUUAUGCCACAGCUCUGCUGACCUACACCUUCAGUCUGGCUGGAGAGACCACCACUCGAUCACAGCUUCUAACUGCUUUAGACAGCCUUGCUAUUUCUGAAGGUACUAAGCUCCAUUGGUCUCAGACGACAUCUGGUGAUACUCUGGCGGUGGAGAUCAGCUCUUACGUGCUGCUAGCAGUUCUCGCUGUUCAGCCUCUCACAACGGCUGAUCUGGGCUAUGCUAACCGCAUUGUCAACUGGCUCGUGACCCAGCAGAAUCCCUAUGGAGGCUUCUCCUCCACCCAGGACACAGUGGUGGCUCUUCAGGCUCUGUCUGUGUACGCUGCUCAAGUGUUCAGCUUGAACGGCUCCAGCUCUGUUACCGUACAGUCCUCAGAAGUAGGAGGAGACUCUCACAGCUUCAAUGUGAACCGGGACAACAGGCUGCUGUAUCAGGAGAAGCCGCUGAAGAACGUUCCUGGCAAAUAUAGUGUUGAAGUGUCAGGAUCCACUUGUGUGUCUGUGCAGGUUGCGUGUUUCUACAACAUCCCAACACCCGUUAAAGCCCCCAAAACGUUGACCAUCGAAACUCGGGUGACUCGAGACUGCCAACCGCUUGGAGCCAAUCUCAUGUUGGACUUCACGGUGAAAUACGAUGGUGAAAAAGCAAGCUCUAACAUGGUUCUAGUGGACAUUAAGCUCCUGUCAGGCUUUACGGCAGAUACGUCACUGCUCGGUUCUUCACCCCAAUCGUUUGCCCCGUUAGUGGAGCGGGUCGAUGCCGAAGAUGAUCAUGUCCAAGUAUAUCUGAAAGAGGUUCCCAAAGGCGUCCCCAUGAGUUACACUCUGCAGCUGAAUCAGGUUCUUGCAGUGGACAAUCUCAAGCCAGCAGUCAUAAAGGUUUAUGACUACUAUCAGACAAGUGAUUCGUUUGAGACUACCUACACCUCUCCCUGUCCAUGAUCUGGUUCAGUACUGGUUUUAGGAUACGUGACUUAAAUAAAACCACUUUUAUACAAUCAGUC